AUGUACAGCUAUAACAACAUUGUUGAUAAGGGCGAACCCUUAAAGAAGGAUGUGAUUGAUCGAGUGCCCCUGGAAAUUACACCGACUGAAGUUGUUUUACAGAGUCGGGUCGAUGAGCGGGUGGAAGUGCUGGUCGUGGAGAAUUUCUUGUCCGCUGCGGAGUGCGAUCGAAUUGUUGCUGCCUGUGAGGAAGUGGGCUAUACCUUUUGGCGGCAGAAGGACGCAAACGCAGCAUGUGACGCCGGACAACGCAGCGGAGAAACAGAGGCACGUGCUUUUCGCGUGGUCGACACCAUUGAGGCAUGUUUCCCGCAGUUGACACGGGCUCUGUCGGAGCGCAUUCAACGGGUGGUGCAUUUGGAGCCUAAACUGUUUGGUCCAUCGGUAACAGACUCUGAGGAUAUGUUUGCCCGUGACCUGGCGGGGACUUGGGUGCCGUUGAGCCUAUCGAGCAACCUGCUGCUCGGUAAGUACGGGCCCGGUGGGCAUUUCUCCCCACACAUUGAUGGAUCCACCGUCGUUGAUCUCAACACGCGUUCCCUCUACACACUACUCAUCUACCUGAACCACUGCGCGUGUGGCGGUGAGACUGCGAUAUUUAUGGGUGAGCAGGCGGAUGUUCUCGAGUUGGAUCCACAAACUGGCAAGUAUGUGGGCAAAAAGGAGAAACGCGUUGGCGCCGUUUAUCCCAAAAAGGGUUCUGCCGCGUUCUUUUUUUGUGAUGUGCUUCACGAGGGUACACCGGUGGGGGAGGGGUGUUGCAAGUACAUUCUUCGUGGCGAUUUUCUCUACCGUCGUGACCCACCGAUUUUGACGACGGAGAAUGACAAGAAGGCGUUUGAUUUAUAUGAGCAAGCACGUGUGGCGGAGAGCAACGGAAAUGCCAUGUUGGCCUGCGAGCUUUUUCAACGCGUGCGCAAGCUCUCCAAUGGGGUUGCAGAACUUUACCAACUAUAA
Molecule: messenger RNA, 957 nt
Organism: Trypanosoma cruzi
Lineage: Eukaryota; Euglenozoa; Kinetoplastea; Trypanosomatida; Trypanosomatidae
Exons: 1
Coding region: 1-957 (318 amino acids)
Biological process (GO): peptidyl-proline hydroxylation to 4-hydroxy-L-proline
Cellular component (GO): endoplasmic reticulum
Molecular function (GO): iron ion binding; procollagen-proline 4-dioxygenase activity; L-ascorbic acid binding
Source: RefSeq, a predicted model, not a curated record